GUCAACAAUUUUUGAUCUAUUUUGAAAUUUAAUGUCAAAUGUUUUUUGGAAGAAAAGAUAAAUUGGAUAAUUAUUAUUCAUUUAAUCAACUAAAAAAGCUGAAAUUACAAUAGGAGUUUUUUCGUUUUCGCAAUGGAACACAACAGUGAAAGAGAACAACUGCUAAUUAAACAACCAAUAAAACCUCCGCCAGUCCAGUGCGACUUGGUUAAUGAAUGUCAAAUGUUUCUAAAAGCUGAAGAGGGGGGUGGAGAUGCCCACAUUGCUACAAGAAGUGGACCAGUUGAUAACAAUGAUGGAGGUAAGACUAAUUCAAACCCAGCUCCAAAUACUGUAAGUGAAGUUUCUCCUGAUAACACAAAGUCAACUGCAGCUGAUAAAAAUGAAGACAAUGAAAAAGACUUGGAUUCUGCAGCAGAAGAGAAUGAAGGACUGCCUAGCACUGUAACAAUAUUAGAUGCACCUGAUGGUGGAAAGGUGUACUUGGUUGGCACUGCUCAUUUUAGUUUGGAAUCUCAAGAGGAUGUUUCAAAGGUUAUAAGGCAAGUGAGGCCUCACAUGGUCAUGGUUGAGUUGUGUGAUCAGAGGACCAAUAUAUUAUUGCUAGAUGAAGAAAUUAUAUUAAGAGAAGCUAAGAAUAUUAACAUUGCUAAAAUAAGAGCGACAAUUGCUCAGAAUGGCCUCUUCAAUGGUCUCAUGUAUAUUCUGCUGUUGGACAUGUCGGCACACAUCACAAGGGAACUCGGCAUGGCGCCGGGAGGAGAGUUUAGACGCGCCAUGGCUGAGGCUAAAAGGAUACCAAAUUGUAUAGUGCAGCUCGGUGACCGGUCCAUAGACAUCACUCUGCAGAGAGCCAUUGCGUCUCUCACCUGGGGACAGACUAUCAGAUUUGUUUGGCAUUUACUCACUUCAAACAAAAGUAUAAGCGCCGAGGAGGUAGAGCGGUGCAAGCAGAAGAAGAUGCUGGAGGACAUGCUGGAGGAAAUGGCGGGCGAGUUCCCGCCGCUGAAGCGCGUGUUCGUCGUCGAGCGGGACAUGUACCUGUGCCACUCGCUGCAGGUCGCCGCGCUGCAGCCGCGUCGUGAGCCGUGUCGUAUAGUGGGUGUGGUCGGUAUUGGCCACGUGGCGGGCAUCGUGGAGCACUGGGGCAAGAUCACGCCGCAAGAUAUUGUGCCGCUGCUCAAGGUUCCUCCCACAUCUUUAUCAACGCGGGUGCUGCGCGCGUCGCUGCGGGUGGCGUGUGUGGGCUGUGUGCUGUACGCCGGAUACAAGCUCAUACCGAAACGGUGGCUGCCGUGAUGAUUGAUGUAAAAAAGCAGACUGAGCCUUUUAUGUAUAUUGACUUUCCAUUUGAAGAUUGUUCUCGUCGAAUUUAAUAAGUGGUCUAAUAUAAUGUAUCUAUAGUGAUAAUAGAUCUUACAUUAGGCGAUAGCAUUAUGUUGAAAUUAAAAAUUAAAAUUUAAUUAAGUUAAAUAAAACGGAAC
Aricia agestis (brown argus) is the source of this 1484-nucleotide messenger RNA. Its product is annotated as traB domain-containing protein-like. The transcript is spliced from 11 exons. Bases 133 to 1299 code for a protein of 388 amino acids. The record is from RefSeq and is a predicted model, not a curated record. NCBI's taxonomy places the organism in Eukaryota, Metazoa, Arthropoda, Insecta, Lepidoptera, Lycaenidae.